This is a messenger RNA of Branchiostoma floridae (Florida lancelet), 3924 nucleotides long. RefSeq names its product kin of IRRE-like protein 1. Gene Ontology annotation, cellular component: cell-cell junction. Gene Ontology annotation, biological process: cell-cell adhesion. The transcript has 11 exons. The coding region runs from base 360 to 2396 and encodes 678 amino acids. Lineage: Eukaryota; Metazoa; Chordata; Leptocardii; Amphioxiformes; Branchiostomatidae. The record is from RefSeq and is a predicted model, not a curated record. Gene Ontology annotation, molecular function: cell adhesion molecule binding.
UGUAUCUGCUACGGUGUUAGGCGUUCCCCGAGGUACUUAUUAGCCAUCGUGGAUUUCCGAGAGAGAACGUCGCUUCUUCUGAUCACGAAGGAGUGAGCCUACACGAACUGACGUCCAUCAGACACACCGUCCACAUCAACAACGCGUUGCCAUGGCAACGGGACGUGAAGCGUAGCCAUAGCAACGUGAGGAGAGAGAGCGGGUGGAAUAUCUAACGGUUACCGGGAGGAGACUUUCAGUUGGGGGUCCAGCUCGUCGCGCGGACGCGAUGUGUUGAUGGACGAGAACGUGGUUUACUUAAAACGCCUUCAGAUUUCUGAAGCUCCUUCGGUGUGACUAAGUGCUUGUGGUGGCGGAAGAUGUCGUUUCUCACCUUGAUGGCCGUGGGGGCAGCAAUUUGUCUAUCAGCUGAUGCGGCAAGAUAUCGCGUGGCGCCGAAGUCGACAGCUGUAUUACAGGGCCAAAGAGUCACCCUACAAUGUGCAAUAGAUAACCUUUCAUCACGUGCUGUGGUGUCGUGGAUGGGACCUCCGGAUUUCCAGAUCAUUGCCAACGGAGAUGUUGUAAAUCCGGAUUAUCCUCGGUACCGGAUUACCGGGGAUCACUCCAGAGGUGUAUACAACUUACAAAUCUCCGACACUAAGCUGUCGGAUCAGGGGAACUACAGAUGCAGUACGUUUGGGCUGAAACCGGCACAGGCGACACUUACUGUCGUAGUUCCGUUGCCGAGACCACCGUCCAUAUCCGGAGGACAGACUCCUGUCAUCUCCUCUCAGCGACUCAUCCUCACCUGUACCUGUACCGGUGGUCACCCCCCUCCCCAGGUCACGUGGUACAAUGGGUCACGUGAGGUGGAUCCGGCCUACGUCAGCACGGAGACUAGUGGGACUCGGAUCGUCCAGACCCUGACUGUAGAGGCGGUCAGCAAGUGGGAUAACGGGGCGAACCUGUCCUGUACGUCUGACCAGCGGUUCCCGAACCUGGUCAAACCGAAGACCUCCUUCAGGAUUCUUCGAAUUCACUACCCACCCACCGUCAACGUGCCGAAAUCCUCCAUCCACGUCAAGGAGGGAAUGCCAACCAACCUGACAUGCGCAGUAGACAGUAACCCCCAGGCCAUGAUAACAUGGGAAAAACUGGGGCAUCCCUUUCCUAUCAGAGGGGACGAGAGGUUCCUCCGCUCCAGGAAGCCGACCCUGAACCUGCCUAAGGUGACCAGGUACGACGGCGGCACCUAUCAGUGUACGGCCGACAACGGGGUGGCACCGAGCGGGAGGGGGACUAUCACACUCAGCGUGCUGUACCGCCCUUGGAUCGACCCCACGAUGGAGAAGAAAGUCACAAUUUUGAACGGUCAGGAUAAUUUCUCCCUGGAGUGUCUCGCUGACGGGAACCCCAAACCUCGAAUCCGCUGGCGGCGGAAGGAUACAAGUUUGUACUGGGAAAACCCGCUGCGGUUCCACAGGGUGCGGUAUGAUAUCGAGGGGACGUAUGAGUGCGUCGCCACAACGAAAGACUUUCCGGAAGUGACAAAAGAAACUUUUAUAGACGUCGUCGGCCGACCACAAAUAAGGGAAGAGACUAGUGACGUAAUUUCCUCCACGGAAGGAGAAGCGACCAGCCUUACCUGUGACGUCAGAGCCGAUCCCCUCCCCACCAAAAUCACGUGGUUAUGGCGUGACACCCAGGGUGUUGAGGUGGAGCUGAGCCAUGUACAGGGAGACACUAGCGUGAAGGAAAGCUCCAGUAAGGAUGAGAAGUCGUCGUCCCUCACACUCAAGAACGUAGCCAUAAGCAAUGGCGGCACUUAUGUGUGCCACGCAGCGAACAUGUUUGGUACUGCACAGCGGGAAAUCCAUCUCAAUGUCACGGAGUCGUACCGUUCCCUGGCCACUGUGAUCGCCAUCACGAUAGCCGCCAUGAUCGUGCUGGCAGGGCUGGUGAUCGGGCUGCUGCUGGCCAGGAGGAGAGGCUGGAUCUGCGGGGGACUACGAACAGAUGAUAAGAAUAUGUCUGCGCCCCGCCCCAUGCCCCCGGUACCUAAAUACGCACACAAGACUGGCACCAUAGACUCCGGUGUGGAGGAUCUGGAGCUACAUGAGAUGGAGGGUACUCUAAAGCCACGACCGCCGCCGAGAGUGGACAAGGACUGGACAGCUAUCGGAUUGACCUAUACAGGCCUAGCCCACCCCUCGACUCUCCCGCCCUACUCUACGGUGGAACGACACCGGCCAGACGGAGAGGACCUACAGGGGGACGGGAUCUUCCACGAACCGCUCGGUCAUCCCCACCCUCCGACCAGACACAGUCACGGCCGCCUGACGCUUGGCGGGAAACGGGCUACAGCCAGACGGACCCAGCUGGACAACGUCAUCAACGAACAGCAAUCAUUGUAACAUGCUUUAUUGGACAAAAUGUAAGCCAGCAAACAAUAGAGAAAAUUAGUGAGAACACAACAAAUGAAAUUUGUUCAACAAAUGAAAUUUGUUAUUCUGUGUUUGAAUAUCACUUUUCGAAUGUUAAUGUACAAGAUCUAAAACAGUCUUUAAAUGUUGUGGAAAUGACUGCUAUUGCUAUAAAGUGAAUCAUAAUAGUGUAAAAUGGUACAAUACUAUGGAUAUAUAAUAUCCUUAUCGGCUGCUAUGUUAAACAUCCCGUAUCUAUCUCGAGUACAGAAAACUGUAAAAACACGAUUUAACGGGCUUUCAUUCGCCUAUCACAGAUUGCUGUACAUUGUCGCAACUCAACGAGAUAAAUCAAGGCCACGGCAUUUCAGAAGAAAAAUCUGUUUGUAUACGGAAAUACAAUACCUGUUUAAAGGCUGCGUAACUUAGUCUGAAUUACGUCAUGUGGAAUGUACAGGUGUAAUGUGGAACAUAUCUACGUGUAUGUUAUCGGUGAAGGAAAGCAAAACAACAAAAAUCUAACUGCAAAUAAAACUUAAAAGGACGUCAAAUUUACAUGCCAUUCCCCAGUGAACCGCAGGCUUCUAUUAUUGAAUUGUUGACCUAAAUUAGAUGUGUUCAUUUAAUUUGUGUACGGAUAUAAAGUCUUAAAUUGUAACAUAAUGUUGACUACCGUCACAGAUGAACUUACAUUCACGUAGAUGUGUUCAUAUUGAAGGAACGUCUGCCUAUCUAGUUAUAUGUUGUGUACAUUGAAGUCAACACAAUAAUGAUUUCAAAUACUAGCGUGUACAUGCUUGGAGCGAAACACUAGUUCGUUCUAUUCCUCCUCUUAAGGUAGGAAUGUUUUGGCAAACUUUCAAUAAAAUGAAUUUCCACAUAUCAAUGGCAUCAUCGACAUCUCGUUGCUUUAAUCUGUGACGUAUGUAUCGUCAAUGAUGUCCAAAAUAUCUGUCGGGGAAACAUACAUGUUUUCGUGGGCGAUGUAGCUGAUGUUUACAAGUUCACCUUUCAAAGACGAUGAAAUAAGUUGUGUUAUUUGCUCGGCUGUUUAUCUGACAUUAACUAAGUGAAACAGGAAACAACUACAAUGGAAGCCGCUUAAUUGCACACCCAAUUUGCCAACGAAUCCCGUGCAAUUAUCCGGCGUGUACGAUAAUGCGAAGUUAAGCAGUUGGACCGCACCACCACGGGAUUUGGGGAUGCCGUGCAAUUGACCGAAGUGUGCGUUUAUCCGACGUGCAAUUAACUGGCUUCCACUUGUAUCUCGUAAGACCUGGAAAUAUACAUUAGGCCAUAUCAUGGAAGGAUGUUCUCUCCUUAUGAUAUGUCGGCUUAUAAGUGGAAUGUAUCGAUUAUGCUGCCAGUCAUGACCUACCCUAUGUUUUCACAGAAAUUAUUAUAUACCCUGGUCCAUCAUUGGCCCCAUCCUGGCCACUGGUGUCUGCACCAGAAUUAAACGAACCUCCUCCGCCACCGUUUAAAACAUCACGACAUCCCCUUCCCCCGCCUGAGUAAC